AUGUCGCACACCAUCCGUAGCACCCGGGGCUGGCGCCUCCCCUUCCUUUCGCUUCUCCUUGGCGCCACCGUCACGGCGCUGACCCUGACCCUGACCGCCGCCCCGGCGGAUGCUCAGUUCGUCCCGCCUCCCGCCGCAUCCUCUUUCACGCACGCCACUGGCCACGCUGCUGUGCCCGUCAAGUAUCGCUCCGUCCCGACCGGCCCGGGUGAGGUAUGCGAGCAGACCCCCGGUGUCAAGUCGUACGCAGGCUACGCCGAGGUCGAGAAGGGCGAGUUCAUUUUCUGGUGGUUCUUCGAGGCGCGCAAGACCGAUCCACGUAAAGCCGAACUAACUAGCUGGAUCAAUGGCGGGCCCGGCAGUAGCAGCAUGAUCGGCCUCUUCCAGGAACUGGGACCCUGCGGCGUCGAUUCGGAGGGAAAGGUGACGCACAACCCGUACGCCUGGAAUGAACACUCUAACCUGCUCAUCAUCGAUCAGCCCAUCUCGACCGGCUUCUCCUACUCGCAGCCGUCGAACGGCUACGUCUCGUCCAGCGGGCACAUUGUCAACCUCGGCCCCUCGUCGGACACGUCAAUCGAGUGCCCGUCGUACGUCACCGACGCCGGCCUGCAGUGCGGCACCUUCUCCUCCUCCUCGGUACGCAGCACGGUCAACUCAACCCAGGCAGCCGCGCCCAACUUUUGGAAGACGCUGCAGGGCUUUAUGGGCGCGUUCCCCCAGUACUCGCGCAAGGGUUUCCACUUUGCGACCGAGAGUUAUGGCGGGCACUAUGGCCCCGUGUUCAACGAGUACAUUGAGAAUCAAAACGCUAAGAUUGCCAACGGGGAGCUCAGCGACGCCAAGCAGAUCCAGCUGCAGACGGUCAUCCUCGGCAACCCGUGGGUGAACCCUAAAACGCAGUACGAGGCGUACUACGAGUACGCCAUCGACAACUACUAUGACAUCCACCCAUACAACGCGUCGAUCCGCGCGCAGGUUCACAACAACCUCUACGGCCCAGGCAACUGCGUCGACCAGCUUGACGACUGCGCCUCGAGCGGGAUCGAUAGCGUCUGCUCCACUGCCGACACAUUCUGCGCGACUGAGGUCGAAGAGUUCCUCGACAUUAUCUCCGGGCGCGACGAAUACGACAUGCGCGAGCUGCAGCCGGACCCCUUCCCGCCGACGUUCUACGUAGACUACCUAAACUCUCCUAAAGUCCAGGAGGCUAUCGGCGCGUAUACUAACUUCUCCGAGAGCAGCAUCACAGUCGGCAACACUUUCUCGACGACCGGCGAUGACGCUCGCGAGGAGGGAACCGUGCAGGACAUUCGCAAGCUGCUCGACAAAGGUAUCUACGUCGUCAUCCAGGUCGGAGAUGCGGACUACAAUUGCAACAUCCACGGCAACCUGCGCGUCGCCGAGCAGAUCGCUGCGCCGGGCUACUCGAGCGCGGGCUUCACCAACAUAAGCACGACGACGUCACACGAUGACGCCGUACAUGGACAAGUGCGCCAGUCUUCCGCUUUUGCCUUUAUCCGCUGGUACUACUCAGGCCACGAGGUGCCAUUCUACCAGCCACGCCCGAGUCUACAGGUUUUCAACCGCGCCAUACGCGGACUCGACGUCGCGACGGGUAAACAGCGCGUCGUCGGCGAAGGCAGCGUCAAAGGCUACAAGACCCACGGCCCCAAGACCAGCACUUUCAAGGAGGGAAGCGCCACCGUCCAGAACCACGUCCUCCCUCCCGACGCCACGUACAACACAACCACCGGCGCGCCGAACGCGUACAAGGGGCAAGCGCAAUCUGCCGCAGCUGCUGCUAAGCGGAAGAGUAGCAGCAGGGCUAGUAGCAGGCACGCCACCACCUUCUCGUCAUCAUCAUCGUCAAGGAAGCAGCAUGGCCGCAGCGCCGCCAAGAGCGAACAUCUCCGUCGGGGAGUGGCGCUCGGCGCGCGCUUCGGUGGCUCUGCCCGCAAGCAGCAGGUGCUGAGCCCGUGA
Messenger RNA from Tilletiaria anomala UBC 951, 1983 nucleotides. Its product is annotated as alpha/beta-hydrolase. The transcript is spliced from 3 exons. Gene Ontology annotation, molecular function: serine-type carboxypeptidase activity. The record is from RefSeq and is a predicted model, not a curated record. Bases 1 to 1983 code for a protein of 660 amino acids. NCBI's taxonomy places the organism in Eukaryota, Fungi, Basidiomycota, Exobasidiomycetes, Georgefischeriales, Tilletiariaceae. Gene Ontology annotation, biological process: proteolysis. Gene Ontology annotation, cellular component: fungal-type vacuole.